This is a messenger RNA of Mytilus trossulus (common blue mussel), 3101 nucleotides long. RefSeq names its product titin homolog. The transcript is spliced from 12 exons. Lineage: Eukaryota; Metazoa; Mollusca; Bivalvia; Mytilida; Mytilidae. The record is from RefSeq and is a predicted model, not a curated record. Gene Ontology annotation, molecular function: protein binding. Bases 119 to 2302 code for a protein of 727 amino acids.
AUGUGGCCCCAUUGAUCACCAAGGUAAACAAUCUACCUGACAACCUUACACCUGUCUGAUCAGGUAAAUUGUUGAUGAACAUUGGAUUUACACUAAACACCUAUUGUUUAUAACAGAAAUGGCAGACUUUGAAACUAGUAAACUUUAUCAAGCCAUAAAGGAUAAAAAUAUCAACGAUGUGAAAGAACUAUUAAACAAGGGAGAGAACCCAUCAGUUAGAAAUACAGACGGAACAACCUAUCUCCAUGCAGCUGUCCAAUUAGGAGCUCCAGUUGAUAUUUUCAAACUUCUCUUAGAGAAAGUUGAUGUAUCAAUUCGAGGUAGUGAUGGACAGACAGCAGCAGAUCUUAUCUCUACAUGUAACUAUUCAGAUGAAGCUGAGACAGCCCUUAAUCUUCAUGUUAAGGAACUUAUCUUGAAAGGUGAUAUGGACCAACUGGAAAAGCUAUGUUUGUCUGGAUGGCAAGUCUGGCCUGUUACCAUUGAAGAGGCUAAAGCUGUGUCAGAAGAUUUAGAAGGUUUUAUGUCUAAAUUGUCAGAAUUUCAGGAAAAGAUAAAGCAAGUUCAUGAGGCUGUUGAACAGGAAAAAGUCAGAGAGCUCAAAAAUUUACUUGAUAGAAAGAAAUUACUAGAGGCUGCAGAUAAAACUGGAUUACCUCCCUUCCAGAAAGCUGUUGUUUUGACUCAAAUGGAUGUAGUACAUGAAAUGGUCAAAGAAUUCAAAGAUGCAAUUAACUUCCAAGAUGGGAUGGGAAGAACACCAUUCCAUUACGCAGGAGGGAAACAUGAUGGUGGACAUAUGUAUGAACUUCUAAAGGAGGCUGGAGGGGAUGAAACUAUCAAAGAUAUUAAUGGAUGCACACCAAAAGAUUACUAUGAUGAUCCAAUGAAAAUUGGUGUUGUAGCUUUGAAGGAGAAACUCAAAGAAUCAUUGGAUAGUGCUGUUGGUACAACAGAUGUUACUGAGGAAAAAGCAGAAACCUUGGAGAAAAGUUGUGGCAGCAAUAGAAAUUGUCGUCGUAUAUAUGUUUCUCAAGAUACCAAGCCACGUAAUGGUACCAAACCAACAACAAUUGAUGGAAAAUAUGUAGCUGAGCAUUUAGGAUCAGCAUUAACAUUUGCUUUGGCUGAGUUGGCUGAGAAACGACCAAAAGAUCCCAUUGAAUAUUUGUCAAAGUGGCUAUAUAAAUACAGAGAGAAUAUGGACCAUAACAUGCAGCAAGAAGCUCUGAUUGAGAAUUUAAAACAAGCAGAGGAAGAGAAAGUCUUGGAGGCAGAAAGGAAAGAAAGGAUAAAGACAGAACAGAAACAACUUGAAGAAGAAGAAAGACAAAGGAAAAUAAAGGAAGAGGAAGAGAAAAAGAAGAAGGAACAAGAGGAGCUCCAAAGAAAAGCUAAGGAAGCAGCUCUUGCUCAGCGACCCAAUCUUGAGACUGUGACAGAGGAAGGCGAGGAAGAAACUCCAAGUAAAGAAAAAGACAGUAAAGGACAGACAGAGUUACACAGAUUGGCAGCUCAGGAAGGUGCUGACAUGAGAACAUUGAUUAACAUGGGAUAUAGUAUUGCUGAACGUGAUGCUGAUCAAAAGACUGCUAGGGAUAUAGCUGAAGUGGCUGGAAUCACAGAUAAUGUACAGGCUAUAGAUAAUUAUGUUAGAGAUCUGUUAAAGGAAGAGAAUGUUGAUGAAUUAGAACAAUUAGUGUUAGAAGGAUAUGACAAACUGGAAUCUAUUCUGGAAUCAAUUACUGACCAAUCAGAGGACCUAAAACAAUUUACUUCUUCUCUACCAGACUAUAUGAAAAAAAUACAAGACGUUUUCACAGUUGUACAAAAGGGUGUUUUACGAGAUGUUCAACAAACCCUAGAACGUAAAAAAUUAGCUACAGCUAGGGACAACAUGGGUCGAUGUCCGUUACAUAUAGCAGUGCUGACAGAAAAUAAUGAUGUCGUAGAAUAUAUAGCAAAGUCUUUCCCUGCUACAGUCAAAUGUAAAGAUCAUAUGAACAGAACACCCUUACAUUAUGCUAUGGGAUUAAACAAUGAAGAUUUAGUAACAUUACUACUGGCCAAUGAUGCAGAUACAACAGUUAAAGAUGUGUUAAAAAGAACACCUUCCGAUUAUCGUGAGCAUUCUGAAGUAAUUAAGGAUAUGAAAGAUAAGUUGUCACCACCAUCAGUUCAACAGGAAUCUGAUGGAAAAGAGGAAACUCAGCAACAAGAACUCUCUACACAACAGGAAGUUCAGGGAGGGGAGACUACUCAACAAGAACAACAACCUACACAGCAAGCUGUUGAAUCAUAAAACUUCAAACACAAAACAUACUUACAACGAUAUUAUAAUUUGAACAUAACUUUGUCUAUUGCUUUGCAUUUAAUACAACUAAUUGUGUUCUUGCAUAAAGUAGAAGGGUAUAUUAUAGUGGGUCUCAUUGGGGUCUAAGCGUGACACAGGAUUGCCGAUUUUUUUGUGAGCGUGACACGUGAUAGUCAAAUUAUUGUGUCGUUAAAAUGGGAAAUGAGGUCUUGCGGGACCCGGGAAAUGACAAAAAAAAAAAGACUUGCUUACGUUUAUAGUGUAAGCGGGAUAUGAGAAAUCUGACAAAAUAGUAAGCGGAUCCGGGAUCGGAACCCCCAAUGAGACCCCCAUUAUAUUCAUUAAUACUAUAUUUAGGGUUGUCAUACACAACCAAGACAGAAGGGAUAUUGAUAAUUGUUUUAAGUUAGAACUUUUCUUAUCCUGAGAUAAAUGUGAUAGCUUACUUAACUGAAAUCUAUUCUUUAUUUUGAUGUUUGUUAUUAUUUUUAAAAGUAAUUUUCAUCUAGAGUUUUUACAUUUAUAUGUAUAUCAUAUUGAAUACAUGCAUGUCACAAAUGAUAACAUAUAUGUUUACACCUACAUUCAAUUAACUACAGCAAAGUCAAGUGCAAUGUUAACUUUAAUAUUUAAAUUAACUUCUAGUUUAAAAUUUCAUAUUUAAAUCUUAUCUUAACUACUGCAAUACUUUCAAAUGGUUCUAUUUGUUAUAUAUACUCUUUGUUACUUAUAUACAUUUUGUACCUGUUGUAGUUUCACUUUUAUAAAGCCUUUUAGGUUUUUCUUU